GUUCAUAUUUAAUAAGUGGAUCAUUUUCUUCUUAUUUGUGAGAUUUUCAACAGGAGUCUCACACUGACACACAAGACGCGCGUAGGUGGAGUAAGCGCGGGCAUGUGGGUGCGUGUCUGCGUGCGGGAGACUGCGCGCGCACCGUCUCGUGAGGAUCCUCCAUCCCGCAGAUUGUUUCUCCUGUUCGGACUCACCACGCAGCGCGCACACAGGUGAGGGGAAGGGGGAGGGGUUGGUGGGUGAGGAGGAGCCUGACACACACACUCACACACACUCACACACACACUCUCUCACUCACGCAGACACGCGCACGGCGCGGCGGUGAGCGGAGCGCAGUUAUUUGGUGCUGUCGACGCGGAGCAUUUUAAUCCCCGCGUUUCUGUGGUGCGUGAAAACUGAAACCUGCGUGACAUCUCCCCUCCUCUUCAUCCUCCUCUCCGUCCUGGUCCUCAUCGGUACAUGUUCUGGAUCAUGGCAUCAGUGCUGGACGUCGGCUGGGUGGGUUUUUCACGCCACCACAGACGGAAUAUGUCCGGUUGCUGCAGAAGUUAAAGGAGUGAAUUCUUUCUUUGUUUCUCGGCUGGAAUCUUGGAAUGAUCCUGGAAUGAUCCUGGAAUGUUCCUGGAAUGACAGUGGUGAUGCUGGAGCAACAAGCGUGCGGCGGCUCUGCGCAUAGUUUGCGGUGAUAACGCGCUGUUGAACGCGGACUGUUGCGCCUGUUUGCGGGAUUUCGGCGCUCUGACAGUUUGCUUUUCCUAACAGGAAUGAACUUGGCUCUGGGAAUACUCUUACUCUCCUGAGAAGUGUUUCAUCCUUGCGGUGGUUGCGCGUUUUCCCGGUUGGAGAGCGUUGAUCCCUCAGCAGGGGCGGAGGGAGCGGAUCCAGAGCCAUGGGCCGCCAGGCAAGUUGCCCCCCUGAGCUUAAAGCAGCUCUCAUGCUCCGGAUCCUGUGCAUGCUUCCCGCUCUCUUGGAUGUGGCUGGAUCCCAGGAGAUUUAUGCACCGCACUCGAUCCGAGUGGAAGGUGAUGUGACACUGGGAGGGCUGUUCCCGGUGCACGCCAGGGGCGUCCCAGGGACGCCGUGCGGGGACAUCAAGAAGGAGAAUGGCAUCCACCGACUGGAGGCCAUGAUGUACGCGUUGGACCAGAUCAACGGAGACGAGGAGCUACUUCCCAACGUGACGCUGGGCGCUCGGAUCCUGGACACCUGCUCCCGGGACACUUACGCCCUGGAGCAGUCUCUGACCUUUGUGCAGGCGCUGAUCCAGAAGGACACCUCGGAUGUCCGCUGCACAAAUGGGGAGCCGCCGGUUUUUGUGAAGCCAGAAAAAGUUGUGGGAGUGAUUGGAGCGUCUGCCAGCUCUGUGUCCAUCAUGGUGGCCAACAUUCUGCGCCUCUUCCAGAUCCCUCAGAUCAGCUAUGCAUCCACCGCCCCCGAGCUGAGCGACGACCGCCGCUAUGACUUCUUCUCACGAGUUGUUCCUCCAGACAGCUUCCAGGCCCAGGCCAUGGUGGACAUCGUUAAGGCCAUGGGCUGGAACUACGUCUCCACAGUUGCCUCUGAGGGCAGUUACGGGGAGAAGGGGGUGGAGGCUUUCAUGCACCUCUCCAGAGAAGCAGGUGGAAUCUGCAUCGCUCAGUCACUGAAGAUCUCCCACGACCACAAACCUUCUGACUUUGAUAAAAUCAUCCGUCAGCUGCUGGACACCCGCUACGCCAGAGCUGUGGUUCUGUUCGCCUCAGAUGAAGAUAUCAGGGGAAUCCUGAACGCCACGAAGCGAGCGGAUCAGGUCGGUCACUUCCUGUGGAUCGGCUCCGACAGCUGGGGAUCCAAGAACAGUCCCAUCCACCAGCUGGAAGAAGCUGCUGUCGGAGCUAUCACCAUCCUACCGAAGAGGGCCACCAUCAGCGGCUUCGACUCUUACUUCAUGUCCCGCACCCUAGAGAACAACCGGAGGAACGUGUGGUUCGCCGAGUACUGGGAGGAGAACUUCAACUGCAAACUGAUGAGCUCCUCCAAGAAGGACGACAGCAGCAGGAAAUGCACAGGUCAGGAACGGAUCGGCAUCGACUCCAGGUACGAGCAGGAAGGAAAGGUCCAGUUUGUGAUUGAUGCAGUGUACGCCAUGGCCCACGCUCUGCACAACAUGCAGCGGGACCUUUGUCCCGACAUGUCAGGAAUCUGCCUGGAGAUGGAGCUGGCUGGUGGGAAGAAACUGCUCAAGUACAUCCGCAGCGUCAGCUUCAACGGAAGUGCCGGUACUUCAGUGACAUUCAACAGAAAUGGCGACGCUCCGGGACGCUACGACCUGUUCCAGUACCAGUGGAACAACGUGACGGGAGCAGGAUACAGAGUGAUCGGACAGUGGACAGAGACGCUGCAGCUCAACAUGGAGGACCUGCAGUGGCCUCAGGGAGAGCAGGACAUUCCCAGCUCUGUGUGCAGCCUUCCCUGCAGAGCCGGAGAGAGGAAGAAGGUGGUGAAGGGAAUGCCCUGCUGCUGGCACUGCGAGCCCUGCGACGGGUACCAGUACCAGUCUGAUGAGUUCAGCUGCAAGCUCUGCGCCUACAGCAUGAGGCCCAGCACCAACCGGACCUCCUGCCAGCACAUACCCAUAAUAAAGCUUGAGUGGCACUCCCCCUGGGCAGUGAUUCCAGUGUUCCUGGCCAUGUUGGGGAUCAUCGCCACCAUCUUUGUCAUGGCAACCUUCAUACGCUACAACGACACUCCGAUCGUCCGGGCGUCUGGUCGGGAGCUGAGCUACGUCCUCCUGACUGGAAUAUUUCUGUGUUACAUCAUCACAUUCCUCAUGAUAGCCAAGCCGGAUGUUGGUGUGUGCUCAUUCCGGAGGAUUUUCCUGGGUCUGGGAAUGUGCAUUAGUUACGCCGCCCUGCUCACAAAAACCAACCGCAUCUAUCGGAUCUUUGAGCAGGGCAAGAAGUCGGUGACAGCGCCGAGACUGAUUAGCCCCACCUCUCAGUUGGUCAUCACCUUCAGCCUAAUCUCCGUGCAACUACUGGGGGUGCUGAUCUGGUUCGGAGUGGAUCCACCCAACACCAUCAUAGACUUUGACGAGCAGAGGACCAUUAACCCCGACCUGGCUCGGGGUGUGUUGAAAUGUGACAUCACGGAUCUGCAGAUCAUCUGCUCUUUGGGUUACAGCAUCUUACUGAUGGUUACGUGUACUGUUUAUGCCAUAAAAACCCGUGGGGUCCCGGAGAACUUUAACGAAGCCAAGCCGAUCGGCUUCACCAUGUACACCACCUGCAUCGUGUGGCUGGCCUUCAUUCCCAUCUUCUUUGGCACGGCUCAGUCUGCAGAGAAGCUCUACAUCCAGACCACCACGCUCACCAUCUCCAUGAACCUCAGCGCCUCCGUCGCACUUGGCCUGCUCUACGUGCCCAAAGUCUACAUCAUCAUCUUCCACCCUGAGCUCAACGUGCAGAAGAGGAAACGUUCAUUCAAAGCUGUGGUCACCGCCGCCACCAUGUCGUCCCGGCUCUCCCACAAGGCCAACGACCGGCCCAAUGGAGAGGCCAAGACAGAGCUGUGUGAGAACGUGGAGCCCAACAGUGCAGCAGCAAAAACCAAGUAUGUGAGUUACAACGACGUUGUGAUCUAACCCCAUUCCUCCAUCUGAACGGUCGCUGCAGAGAUGUCUGCUCUCCUGGCCCGAUCAUUUUUAGUCCAGGGGAAAGAGGGUUACAGUUUUUGUUCUCAUGUGUUCCACCAGAGAUGUUCAGGAUCUUCAGCCUGAUGGGAUUUUCCUCUGAGCAUGGACUCACGGGGUGGAGAUGUAAGUGAAAUAUGAUUAUUUUCACGGGAUCAGCUGAGGAUCAAAGCUGAUCCCCUGGAGCUCCAAACUGCUCCCAUUUCUCGAACUGAAAGUUCUCCAACCCACCUGUUGAUCCAUCUGUUGUUCUUUAAGGCUUCCAUUUAGCCAGUUUUUUUCUUUCUGGUGCUGAGAUGAUUCUCAUGCCACUGAUGGUUCUGUUGUUCUUCCUGGAUUAACAUGUUGAUAUUUAGUUUCUUUGUGUUUAUUGAAGUCGUACUUUAAAUGACACCUGCUGCGCUGUGCUCAUGCUGCCACCUGGAGGCUGAAAAUGUGGAUAAAAAUCUGUUAAAGCCAGUAGAGCCAGUGUGUGGGGUUCUGGACUGAGGGGCACCAUGAACACACCACCUACCCUCCAUCUGUCUGCACAUUCCAACCUUCACAGCUUCAUGUAAUUAUUGAUAGUGCAUGUUUAAUUUGCUUUGCAGGGUCAUGCUCAUUCUCUAACUUUGGGAACUACAUGUCCCAGAAAGCUUCGCAGGGUUCUGGGACAACGGUUCAGACAUGUAAGAGGAAGUAGCACCUGGGAUGUAACCUUGGAUCCACCGCCAUAACAGUGCUGGUCUUCAUGUGUGCGUCCAGUCCCAUCCUGUCUGAUUUUCCAGCUUCUGUUUGCAGUGCUUCAUGCUGUUCCUUCCACCAUUCCUGUCUUCGUUUGUGGCUCUUUGUGUUUAUCUGUGACGGAUCACAGAGGUGAUGAUGUCUGUGGGAAUUAUUGUGCCUGUUCUGCAUGUUCAGUCAGUUCUAAUAGAUCUCAGGAGACCAGAAAUUGUUUUCAUUUUGGAGAAACAUGGGUGUUGAAGGGAGACGUUCAUGGUUUGGACUCUCUGAGGUCCUCAGUGUGGAGAUGAAAGCAGGGGUCUGGACUACGCAGCAGGAUUAGUGUCUUAUCAAGAUAACAGCUGGUUAAAUUCUAGGUUUUAUACCAUAAAGCUGCUUCGCUUCUGACUGGAACUAAACAUGUAAAUGCACAUCAUCUGAAAGUGGGCUGGCAAAAUGGUUCUGACCAGUUCAGUGGGUUGAGUUUCAUGCUCUCUUGUUACUACUAGUACUACAUGUUUGCAUGAUCCACUUCAAUUCAUGUUAUUUAUUAUGUCUUUAUAGAAUGGGUAAGAUGUUCUUCUGCAUCUUCUGCCGCUCCGACCAUUCAAAUCACUUUAAUUCAUUCUAAGUCUGCUGCCUCUGAUCACUGCCAUCAUUCACUCCUCCCUCACCACGAGAACUGUUCCAUCUUCUCUCAAAUCAGCUGCAGUAGCACCUAUACUCAAAAAACCUGGUUUGGAUCACAACUUCACUAACUUUCAUCCUAUCUCCAACCUUCCGUUUAUCUCCAAAAUACUGGAAAAAACAGUUUCAUGCCCAUCUCUCACACCAUCCUACCUUGUAUUGGCAUAUCAGACACACCUCUGGACUGGUUUAAAUCUUACCUCAUAAUAAUAAUAAACCUCCUGUUCUAACCACUAGGCAACCACUAGUGGUUACAUCACUUGCUGAUGAUACCCAGCUCCACCUCUCCACCAAACCAUCCCCUUCCUCCCCACCUACUUCUCUGUUUACAAGAAAUCAAAGCAUAGUUUUUACCUAACUAAACAGAAAUUAUCCUCAUUGGGACCAAAUCCAUCCUCCCAAAUCCUUCCAUUUUCACCCUCAAAAUCGAUAACUCUUCUGUCUCUCCAUCCACUCUGGUUAGGAGUCUGGCUGUCAUCUUUGAUGGCACUCCGUCUUUUCAAAGCAAUAUCAGCAACAUCACCCGCUCCACCUACUUCCACCUACGUCUCACAUCUCCUGCUCACCUGACUUUAGCAAUCUCCUUGGUCACAUUAACCCUCUGCAACCUUCUUCACCACCAGAAACAUGAGCUUCUGGGGUGGGGAACAGUGUUCUAGUGUCAACCUUAGAUAAAUUAGGAAGAUCAAAAUCACACAUCUACAUUAUCAGGAAUAGACGACAUGCAGUGACAUCAGCCUCAGAAAUGGAGGUGCUAAUACUGAAUUGUUUCAGAAAGUCACUCAUUGUCUACUGGAGGUCUCCACCUGGUGAGCACAACAAGAACAUGCUUCAUGUGAAAAGAAGUGACGAAUCCAAAGUUUUUAGAUUAAAAUCCCUCGCACUCCAGAUUGCAACUACAUGUCUGACUAAACCUCAGCCCAGGGGAGGUCCAGUCCUCACCAGAAAUUCCUCUUACUUAUUGCCAGAAUAGUGAACCAAGAUAUUAGUGAAGUAUUCUCUACUGGUCAGCACGUGAGUCUGAGGUACCUCCAGGCCAACAAAGCACAUGAUGAGUGGAUGGAAAGCUCCCAGGCACCGUGAUGGUAAAGAGCAGGUUCAGUGGCCAGCAACAGCCAGGUUCUUGAGGACUUCAGUUCCAAUCUCCUCCAUCGUUGGAGUUAUUUAUCUGGAUUGAUGACCUUUACCCCCAAACAUCUCCUUUCCUCUACCGAAGGUGCAGCAGUUUUGUUGAAAUGAUCCUUUAUGUUCUGUAUCCAUUGUCGUCAUAGAUCCUCAUCAGGAACCCUUUGAGAUGUUUCACAUGAUCAUACAUUUGCACUUUCUUCUCCUUCUAUAAAGGUCAGGUCAGUAAAGAAAUUGGUCUUCUUAAGCCAACUUGGUGCAUUGUACAUGAAGUUUCAUGCAUCCAGAUUCAGAAAACCCAGGUUGAUCUAGUAACCAGCUUACAUGGAUUGAACCUUUAGGGUUAGUUAAAGCAGACAGCCAGAAGAUAAGCUGGACCUAUUGAACCUGCUUCCUGGUCCAAACCCCUGACUGUCUCCAAAGCGUUGCUGUUUUCCGGGAAUGAGAUGAUCCAUGAUCUUUUCACAGUAGAGGAAAGUCAGAAACAUUUGUACAUUAGUUGUUUUCAAGGCUGACUCUAACCACCUGAUUACGUAGCAAUCGGUCAGCUGCUUGUUACACAAACAAAACCGUUCAAAGGUUUAACUGCGAUGUUUAUGGUCACAUGAUGGAAGAUUUCCCUUCUAAACAUGUGUUCUCCUUCACCAUGACACCAUCACCAUGAUGAUAAUGUGCUUUUGUAACAGGAGUGUCCUUUAGUCCAGCCAUCCCUGAUUAACCCGGUGAUUCCAUGGACUGCUGCUGAGAUUAUCAAUGCAUGCCUGAUAUGUUCGAUGUUGAAACUGAAUCAGAAAAAGUAGAAAAUACUGAAAUUGUCACAGCACAGCUGAAUCCACAUGUCUGCUCUGAAAUGUAAUGUUCUUUUCUUCGGUUCCUGUUCCUUUACUGAUGGUUCCUCUGAUCCUUUUUGCAGAGUAUGGCUUUGAUUGUUUUUUUAUUUUCCUGGAGAAACUCUGGGAACCAGAAAACUUGAGUAUAUAUAUUUAAAAAAGGAAGCAUGUAUGUUUUCUACUGUUUGUACUUGGUAUUUUCCUGUUACCCUUGCUGCUUCUGUGCCAAUGUUGUGGGAGAGAUUUCCAUUUGCCCACUCAUGCAACUAUUCUGUGGUGUUGUCUAAGAAUGUAUUAAUGAAAUAAAAACAUUUGUUAUUUUUUUUA
Girardinichthys multiradiatus is the source of this 7341-nucleotide messenger RNA. RefSeq names its product metabotropic glutamate receptor 7 (gene grm7). The record is from RefSeq and is a predicted model, not a curated record. Gene Ontology annotation, biological process: regulation of synaptic transmission, glutamatergic; G protein-coupled glutamate receptor signaling pathway. The transcript has 10 exons. Bases 890 to 3622 code for a protein of 910 amino acids. Lineage: Eukaryota; Metazoa; Chordata; Actinopteri; Cyprinodontiformes; Goodeidae. Gene Ontology annotation, molecular function: group III metabotropic glutamate receptor activity. Gene Ontology annotation, cellular component: membrane.